AUGAAGCUCUUCCUGUUGAGCUACCUGCUUAUUUGCCUUUUCGGCUUGACUGUAAUCGCUGUUGCUCCACAGAAAGCUGUCAUCGUGACAUACCCCGAUGAUGCCCCAGACUCGGUGCUGGAUCAGACCAAAAAGGAAAUAGAGAGGGCUGGUGGAAUCAUCACACACGAAUACAAGCUCAUCAGGGGCUUCGCUGCUCAAGCGUCAACCAGAGCACUCGAAGCCGUCCAGGCUCUUAGCUCGCAAUAUCUACCGCUCAUCGAGGAAGAUUCUAUUGUCUCUAUUGAUGGGGACUUGAUCAGGGGUGGUCACACAAACUAG
Endocarpon pusillum Z07020 is the source of this 321-nucleotide messenger RNA. RefSeq lists its product as uncharacterized. The coding region runs from base 1 to 321 and encodes 106 amino acids. The transcript has 2 exons. Gene Ontology annotation, molecular function: endopeptidase inhibitor activity. Gene Ontology annotation, biological process: vacuole fusion, non-autophagic. Lineage: Eukaryota; Fungi; Ascomycota; Eurotiomycetes; Verrucariales; Verrucariaceae. The record is from RefSeq and is a predicted model, not a curated record.